Argentina anserina (silverweed cinquefoil) is the source of this 1428-nucleotide messenger RNA. RefSeq names its product putative NAC domain-containing protein 94. Gene Ontology annotation, biological process: regulation of DNA-templated transcription. NCBI's taxonomy places the organism in Eukaryota, Viridiplantae, Streptophyta, Magnoliopsida, Rosales, Rosaceae. The record is from RefSeq and is a predicted model, not a curated record. The transcript has a single exon. Bases 37 to 1428 code for a protein of 463 amino acids. Gene Ontology annotation, molecular function: DNA binding.
UCUGAAACCAAGAAAAGAAAGAUCGAAAACCUUAUCAUGGAGGAGAUCAGAGGCAAUCAACUUAUUCCUGGCCAGAGGUUCUGCCCUAUGGACGACGAGUUAGUUCUCUUCUACCUGAAGCCGAUGUUGUGUGGGGAGAACGUGCCCGGCAGAAACCAAGUGGUGUUCGAUUGCGACCUCUACGGUCAGCAAGAACCUUGGGAGAUAUGGGAGUCCUUCAAAUCCAAAAGACCACACGACUUGAGGCUUCACAAGGACAUUUACUUUUUCACCCGACACAAGAAGAUGAGUUCCACGGACAAGCGCAUUCGCCGGAACGUGGGAAGUGGCACCUGGCAUAGUGACUCCGGCAAGCCGGUAAGAUCUGUUGAAACUGGUGCUGUUGUUGGAUUGAAGAAAAGAUUAACUUACAAGAACGAAGAGUCGGUGCAGGACGGCUGUUGGAUCUUGCAUGAAUUCUUUCUUGAUCGAUCACUAAAGGGCAAGAAACAGAUGGUCAAAAACUAUGUUCUUUGCCUUUUGCGAAAGAAUGGCGAACCGAAAACCAAGAUCGGCAAGAAGAGAAAACAACGUGAAGAGAAACAGUUUCUUGAAGAAAAUUCUGCCUGUGAUGAUGGAGAAAUCUCGGGCGGGGAGCAAGAAGUGUUGCUUGACACGCAAGCCAAGAAACGACGAACCGUACCAUCUAUUGAUGAUGCACCAGAAACAUCAGAAGAUGAUGAUGGAGCAUUCGUAGCUGAUCAUGAAGAGUCUUUGGAUUGCAUUGAAGUUGAAAAUGCACCCUCUUCAGAAGCACCACAGACAAUACCAUUAGAAGAUGAUGAUGCGGCGUUCGUAGCUGAUCUUGAGGAGUCUUUGGAAUGCGUUGAAGAUGAAAAUGCACCCUCUUCAAAAGCAAUUUACUUUCAAGGUGGGAAUAGUGGUGAGCAACCAUUAGCAGCCAAUCAUGGGAUAUCUAAUAUGCUGCCGGAGGAAGAUUUUCUCUUGGAGAUGGAGGAAUUUCUUCUUAAUGGUGUGAGUAGUGAUAUAAAUGUGGAUGCGGCCUUUGAUGGCAGCAGUAAUGGUUGUGGAGGACUGAUUGGCUUUGAGGAUGGUGUAUGCAUGCCUGAGUCUUUGGUGGAGGUACCAGCGUAUGAGAAACAUAAGCAUACUGAUGAAGAUUUGUCAGAUUGGUUGGGGUUAAUCGAUUUCAGUCCUGAGGCGAAUGAGUUUCUUUGCAAUGAAACGCAGCCAGCACCACUAGAAGUUGAAGCCUCAUGUGAAGUUUAUGUGCGUGGAGGGAACGACUCCGGUGACGCUAUGGUUGGUGAAGACUGGCUUAUGGCUUUUAUGGAAGGUCAAGAGAAUGAACAGAUGCAGAACACCAUGGAAGUUGGAGAAUGGAAUUCUGCUGCUUAUGUAGAUUUUGGCUAUAAUUUGACAUUUUAG